CGUGAUAUGACCCUACUCGAAAAAGAAAUUCCAAAAGCUCAACAGACCAUCGUGUAUGCAUUGGGUGACGCAAAAAUCGGUGCAAAUUUGCCGAUAAAGGGACACUGCAGAACACCACAGGCCUUCAUAACAUAUACCAUUGAUCGAUAUUGUCGCAUAAUGGGAGUUCAUGAGCCAGGAACAUCGAUGCUCUGUAGUCGUGAUCAUGAUAUCACAGACCUACCAUUGCACCGCGAAAGACCGGAGAAUAUGAAUCCAAAGGAUCGUUUCUUAGUUUGCAACAACUGCGAACCGGCCCUUAACCAUGUUCUCCCACCACCAAAUGAGUGGAUAGGCAAAAUUCAUCAUACAUUCCGAUCAAAACAUCGCCUUGAAUUGGAACCGAAUUUCAAGCAUUAUGGACAUUCUAUCGCGAAUCAACAAUACAAUGGACGCAAGCAAACUAUUGUUUUUGACCGUGAUCUGAAUGCAUCACGCAACAUGAUAUACAAAUCAUUGUGUAUGAUACAAGAUAUUCAUAUCAAUGGUGAUUUCAAUCGGAGUGCUGCCUAUUUACGACAACGGGCGGCUAAUGCUGCCGCUCAUUAAAUGAAUAUUCUCCUCGGCCGUCUCCCGUAGUUUACUCAGUCUACGAGUAAUUUACGUUGUGUGACAGAACGCGAUUCACAACACUACUACCAAAUCUCAAAUUAAAGCAAUGUUGUU
Messenger RNA from Contarinia nasturtii (swede midge), 705 nucleotides. RefSeq lists its product as uncharacterized. Bases 7 to 588 code for a protein of 193 amino acids. The transcript has 3 exons. The record is from RefSeq and is a predicted model, not a curated record. NCBI's taxonomy places the organism in Eukaryota, Metazoa, Arthropoda, Insecta, Diptera, Cecidomyiidae.